Molecule: messenger RNA, 1736 nt
Organism: Sipha flava (yellow sugarcane aphid)
Lineage: Eukaryota; Metazoa; Arthropoda; Insecta; Hemiptera; Aphididae
Product: acyl-CoA:lysophosphatidylglycerol acyltransferase 1-like
Exons: 8
Coding region: 389-1522 (377 amino acids)
Cellular component (GO): endomembrane system
Molecular function (GO): acyltransferase activity
Source: RefSeq, a predicted model, not a curated record
AGCUGCGGUGUGUGUUAAGGUCAUUUAUUUCGGUCCGUGUAGAACAUAGAUUGUAUUAUUAUUUUUGUUUUUUCGCUGCUGAUAAAAACGGCGGAACGGUGUUCCUCAGUCGGCCCUGUACGCAGUUCGAGUGUCGUUCCCGUCGUGAAACUCGCCGUCGGUCGUUUCCAACACCCAGACGUGUGCAUCAGUCGGAGUGUCGGACACGCGCGAUAAUCGAUCACAGACGCCGGCCCAACCGUCGGAACGUGUGCCUGACGUUAUCGGCCAACCUCCGCGCUGUCCGAGUAAAAUGUGAAUUCGGACUCUCACGCACAUCAGAGUAUAUUUGUUUACUUGUCUAAUAUAUUGAUAUUGUUUGCACGUGCAUGGUUUAACCAGUUCGGCUAUGAAGACUGACAUGAGUAUAGAGAUGCCGGACGGGCGGUUGAAAACAUUUGGUUACAGAGCUACUGUAACAUGUAAAGUCAUUAUACGUAUACUAUUUGUACUCAUCAACAACAUAUACUGUAUACCAACAUAUUGUGUUUGGAUGAUUAUUUUUUUCCCAUUGCGAAAACUUCAUCCUGAUUUGUACUGGAAACUUGAGGGAUUAUUUUUUCAUUGGCUAUUAGCAAUGGUUUCUAUGUGGUCUUGGUCAGCUGGAUAUGAUAUUGUUGAAAUGGGGGAUGAUAUUCGAUUGUGCUUAAAUGAACGUACACUUGUAUUAGUCAACCAUCAAUCAACAGCAGAUGUACCAAUGUUAAUGACAAAUUUUAAUUCCAAAGCUGGUGUACUUCCUAAUAUUAUGUGGAUUAUGGACCGAAUUUUUAAGUUUACUAAUUUUGGUAUUAUUUCUAUCAUACAUCAAGAUUUUUUUAUCUUAUCAGGCAAAGAUCAAAGAGAACAAGCUGUCAAAGAAUUACGGACUCACAUUCGUGGAUCUUAUAUACCUCGGCAGCGGAAAUUAAUCAUAUUAUUUCCAGAAGGUGGAUUUUUAAGAAAAAGACGAGAAGCUAGUCUACGGUAUGCUCAGAAAAACAAUCUACCUUUAUUAGAACAUGUUACUUUACCAAGAUUAGGAGCUUUUUCAGCAAUCAUUGAUGAACUUUCACCAAAACAAACAAAAUAUGGCGGUGUGACUAACAAUAACACUGAAUUAAAUGAAAAUACUGACAAGUUAGCUUGGAUUUUGGAUAUUACAAUAGCAUAUGCUGAAGGAAAACCAUUGGAUUUACCUACUAUCAUUAUGGGUCAAAGAAGAGCGUGUCGCACACAUAUGUACUACAGAUUAUUUCCUAGUUCACAAGUUCCUAAAGAUCAAGAAGAAAUGACCAAAUGGUUGUUUGACCGCUGGGAAGAAAAAGAACGCUUACUAGAGACAUUUUAUUCUACUGGUGAAUUUCCCAAUCAUAAAGGGUCUCGUCAAACUGCAGUUGUCCAGCAAGAUUGUGUACGGUUUCUUAUAUUGCAUCUAUUUUUUAUUGCAUCGUCUUAUGCUCAUUAUAGAAUUAUAAAUUAUUUAAUUGGAUUGGUAUGGUAAACUUUAAGUGUAAAUUUAUCUAAAAAAAGAGAAAGAAUGACAGAAAUUUGUAUUAAGUUUUUCUAUAUACAUUUAUUUAUAUUAUUUAUGUACAAAUUAUAACACCUGGUUAUAAAACCAAUGAAUAAAUAUGAUAGAAGUUAGAGGUUGUAAUAAACAUAAAAUAAACAUUCUGUAAAUAAUAUUACAUCUAAAGAUUUCCCUAAAAAUUAAC